Molecule: messenger RNA, 1301 nt
Organism: Trifolium pratense (red clover)
Lineage: Eukaryota; Viridiplantae; Streptophyta; Magnoliopsida; Fabales; Fabaceae
Product: RING-H2 finger protein ATL34-like
Exons: 2
Coding region: 585-1082 (165 amino acids)
Biological process (GO): ubiquitin-dependent protein catabolic process
Molecular function (GO): ubiquitin protein ligase activity
Source: RefSeq, a predicted model, not a curated record
AAUUUUGGGCUAUCCUUUUAAGAACCACCUGUUUCUUUGUGGACCAAAAAAAUGGGGCCAUAGUAAGAAUAACACAUUAAAAUUUCUUCACAAAAAUAUUUGCAAUUUGCCACAUCCUAGAACAUUACACUCACCAAAAGCCAAAAUUAAAGCAUUAUUGCUCUCAUGUGGACAUGAAUAUCAAUCACAUAUUUUAAAUCAUUAGCAAUGUCCAUGUAGAGUCAUUGAAAUUGGAAUUUGGAUUCAUCUGCGCUAGCAGGUUUUUUCGCAUUCACACAGUCAAUCACAUCAGUAAUUGUUGGAUCGAGAUUUCACGGUAUAAAUUUUAAAACUCGAAUUUUAAAACUAUUUAAAAUCUACAUCGUUUGAUUUUGAUCCAACGACUACUAAUGCGACAACUAUUUAAACUCGAAUUCUAAAAUUUGUCCCCUCUAAGUCAUGGUAUUUACCAAGAGGUAACUACUAACUAGUAUAUUGUCCCAAUCUAGCACGCAACCAUCAAUCAAAACUUGGAUGCAUUAUUUUUAGUGGGUCUGAGCAAUAAAUUGUGAUGAGAAUAAUUAAGCAUAGGUAAAGAGGAGUAAAUGGCUGGUAGGUUACCUGGUGUUGGAUUGUCACCAAGAAAAAGAUCAGAAAAUCAUCACAACAGACAUGAACACUAUGUUACCUACAGAGACUCUUCCUAUCUAAGGGAAUCAUUGGAGACACCAUGGACUUCAAUGACUACUACCUUAGAUGAAAGUGCUUUCAAAGCCAAACAAAGGCUUCAGAAGAAACUUGGUUAUUCUCCCAGGUCAAUUGAACAAAAUCCCAAAAAAGAAGGAAAAGAAAGUAAAAGCAAAUUCAACAAGAAAGAUACAGGACUAGGUAGGAAGUUACUAGAAAGUUCAUGGUUAUUACGUGGAAACAAGUUUAAGAAAGAUACAAAAGUUUGUGCUGUGUGCUUAGAAGAUUUUCAUCAAGAUGAAGAAGUUAUGAACCUUUCUUGCUCACAUAAGUAUCAUUCAGCAUGUCUUAUCCCUUGGCUUGAAAAACACCCUCACUGUCCUUAUUGUAGAACCAUGGUUGUGCCAAGUGAUUAGUUUUUUGUGCUGUUCUUUUGCAAAUUUGAACAGAGUUCUCUGUUUAUUUUUUCCUCCUUCAUGUUUUUGAUCAUUGGUCAUGUAUAAUUUAUGAUCAAAGUGGUGAGUGUUACUUUGUAUAUAUUAUGUUAUAUUUGCUCUCUUGGAAGGUGGAUUUUUAAUCCUAAAUAAUGUUGAGAAUUGUUUGCUUAUAUCCAUAAUUAAACAUGGUUACAACUA